AGCUCUUUGGUGAUACUCCAAUCUUUCAGGUCUCUCUUAACGGACUCCUCAGGGGUUUCUUCAUUCAUAUAAACCUGUGCAAGGCGAACAAUAAGAAGGGCGCUGAACUUUCCGAAGACAGUAACACUUCACUGGAAAUUAUUGAUGGUGCCGUGGAUUCAAGUUCGUCAGCUCAGGAUGGUCUGGCUGGUGAGGAUUCAAGUUUGAUGCUCAAACUAAAAUUCCUGAAAUAUAAGAUCAGGACCUUUUUAAUUCGGGAUGGCCUCUCCACCCUUUUCAAUGAUGGCCCAUCUAAAUAUCGAGUUUAUUACCUGAAGCACAUGGGGAAUUGGGGAACAUCAGCACGUAAACAGAAAGAGCUUUGCAAACUGUUGGAUCAAUGGGCUGUCCACAUUACAUUAAAGUGUGGCAAUAAGCCACUCUCGUCCUCAGCGUAUCUUGAUGAGGCAGAGCCUUUCCUUGAACAAUAUGCUGACCAGGAUCUGGUAGGGGCGAAGCAGAAAAUUUGAGAGAUGGAGAGGAUGAUCUUCAGCCAGAACGUGGGACAGCACCUUGUAGUCCUACAACGUCCCUCGACGUUGUUUCCAAAACUGAGGGCCUCGUUGUCUUCUUUCCUGGUAUACCUGGUUGUGCAAAGUCUGCUCUAUGUAAGGAAAUAUUGGAAAUGCCUGGUGGCCUUGGUGAUAAUCGCCCUCUUCAUUGUUUGACAGGAGAUCUUAUUGGAGGAAGAUACUGGCAUAAGGUUGCUGAUAAGCGAAAAGAGGAACCAUUUAGAAUAACCCUCGCCGAUAAAAACGCACGAAAUGAGAAAGUGUGGCGGCAGAUUGAGGAUAUAUGCCGGACCACAAAAGCAGCUGCUGCUCCUGUUAUUCCUGAUUCUGAAGGCACCGAUACAAAUCCAUUUUCUUUGGAAGCUCUUGCUGUUUUCAUGUUUCGUGUGCUCCAACGGGUCAAUCAUGAUAUCUCCAUUGCCUGGUGAUGUUAAAACUAUCUUAGAUGAGGUGCUUAGCUUAUUCAUUCAUGGAAGAGCGGAGCUAUUAGAAGGUUGGGCACAGUCACAGUGGGAGAAGAGGUUGCGUGAGAUCUUGUUCGGGAAUGCUGAUUAUCUUAAAUCCAUUCAGGUUCCCUUUGAGGUUGCUGUGAAAGAAGUAGUGGAACAGUUAAAGGCUGUGGCAAAAGGUGAUACCAAAACACCUGAUACUGCGAAGCGGAGGUUCGGCAAUAUCAUUUUCGCUGCUGUGACAUUAUCCCAGGCAGAUAUAUUGGGCCUUGUCCAUCAGUUGCGGAGAACGACACUGAUGUCAACAAUUUUCUUAACGGCAUAAAAUUAGAGGAUAACCUGAUGAACGUGCAUGUCACCCUCGCCCACAAAAGAGCCCAUGGUGUAGCUGCAGUUGCAAGUUACAGCGUCUACCUGAACCAGAAAGUCCCCGUAUCGUUUAAUGCAUUCUUCUACAACGACAAGAUGGCUGCGCUCGGAGCACAUCUUGGAAUGGUAAAUGGUGAGGCUAUUGUCUCUAAAAAUGAUUUUCCACAUUGUACUCUAUGGACAGUCGGAGGUGUUGCACCAAAGGAAGCAAACACACUGCCACAGUUGGUUUCCGAAGGAGAAGCAAAGCGGGUGUUGAUCGACUCUCCUAUCACCAUCUCUGGAGUAGUAAACUUUUAUUGAUUCGUCAUCUUGUUUAGAUUAGAUUGAUGCAUAAAUAACGAUAAGAGCAUUGUAAAUGUUAGUUUAAACUUCAUAAA
This is a messenger RNA of Triticum dicoccoides, 1749 nucleotides long. Its product is annotated as tRNA ligase 1-like. The transcript has 13 exons. Gene Ontology annotation, biological process: tRNA splicing, via endonucleolytic cleavage and ligation. NCBI's taxonomy places the organism in Eukaryota, Viridiplantae, Streptophyta, Magnoliopsida, Poales, Poaceae. The record is from RefSeq and is a predicted model, not a curated record. Bases 804 to 1325 code for a protein of 173 amino acids. Gene Ontology annotation, molecular function: RNA ligase (ATP) activity.